Messenger RNA from Hemicordylus capensis (graceful crag lizard), 1220 nucleotides. It is a transcript of the gene SPMAP2L, whose product is annotated as theg spermatid protein like. The record is from RefSeq and is a predicted model, not a curated record. NCBI's taxonomy places the organism in Eukaryota, Metazoa, Chordata, Lepidosauria, Squamata, Cordylidae. The coding region runs from base 400 to 1155 and encodes 251 amino acids. The transcript is spliced from 9 exons.
AGGGGCCUUGUUGCCUGCCUCGCCCACGGCUGCAGCCUGCUGAGAACGGCUGUUGAGGAGGACUUGGUUCUUCUCAGAGGGGAGGGGCCGGAUGACAGUUGGCCCUCCUCAGGCCCAGGAGAAAGAGCAGGUGGACCAGCCGGGCAGCCUCAGCACAGGGUCUUCGCAGUCUCUGGACGCCCCCAUCCCACUUUGGGUGCCCCAAGGAGUGACUGCCGCCACCAGAUUGCUCACAGACCUGCACAGACAUGACAAGUUUUGCCUUCAAGAGAAAGGCUCCAAGAGCUCGCAAAACCAAAGAAGGAAAAAGAUGUGUGGAACUUUACUCGGUAAGGUUGUGCAAGAAAGUUAAUCUGGGGAAACCAAGAUCCAAUAUGGCCCGUUGCCUCACGUGCUCUGAUGAGUCAGCCAAGCAUAAGGACCCUGCUUCUGGCAAAACCCAAGAGAAACUUUGAUGGAAAUAUCCAGCGCAGGCCCCUCUACGUAUACAGCUGUGGUCGGGAGUCUGAGCUCUGGGAGCGUCCCCCAAGACUGUAUUCUGUAGUGCCAUCCGAACGGAUAUUACAGCUAGCAGAACCUAGACAACUGUCAUCAACUUAUCUGCAGCAAAGGCCACGAAGCUACCCAGCAUGGCCUAUCAGCUUCUCAGCACUUUGUUGCAAAGCUUCCCAGAGGGUUCUGGACCUUGCACAGCCGAGGCCCCUGAACCCAAGCGUCACUCUUCCAAAAGAGGCUGAAACACACGUAAAGAGGUCUACACUGAAUGCUGUAGCAUCCCAGAGGACACAGCAUCUUGCACAGCCGGUCAUGAAGAAGGCUUCUGUGGGCUAUGAGAACAGAUACCUCGAGGCCCCAAUCCGACAAGUCUCUCUGGCUGCACAGCAAGCAGUAGCAACUCCGAGGAUAUUAGAGCUUGCUAAAGCAAAAAUGCUGCACACCAUGACUUUCCCUGACCGUCCAGCUGAGUGGCCGGUGUCUUUAGCAGCACGGCAUGCAGUAGCUUCACCUAGACUUGAGGCGCUCGCUCAGCCUCCCAAAAGGGCCCCAACCAACUUUGUCCAGUUUAACCCAGAAGCCUUUACUGUAAAGGAGUCUGCUAAAAGGGCAUUCUGUUCAAACCGAAUCAAGGCGCUAGCACAACCAAUUAGCCACUGAUCUCAUUCACCUGAAGCGUGUAACACCCCCUGGCACCUAAACUUCAUUAAACAACAGCAAAACUG